UCGCCACAGAAUCAUCACAAGCAUAGCUUCCUGCUCUUCCCUCUGGGUGAUUGGGGUUGCUACAGUACUCUCUCGUUUCCUUCUCUUUCUGCUAGUGGCUGUGCUGCUCUUUAUCCUGGGCGCUCCCUUCCACGCUCCCUCCAUUAUCCCGCGCACGAGGUGCCUCCGUUGCCUCAAACCAUCAAGAUGAGUGGCGGUUGGAAUACCAUUGAGUCCGACGCAGGCGUCUUCACUUUUCUUCUCGAGAACCUCGGCGUUAAAGAUGUGCAAUUCGAGGAGCUGAUCAGUAUGGAUCCCGAGGCCCUUGCCCAGCUGCACCCGGUCUACGGCGUCAUCUUCCUCUUCAAGUAUCCGACAGACACCCCGUAUACGUCCGCGGAGAAGCCCCUCGAAGGCACCUUCGACCACGAUGCCGCGGUGAAUCUCUGGUUCGCCAACCAGACCAUUCAGAACGCCUGUGGGACCCAGGCCGUCCUCUCCGUGCUCAUGAACAAACAGAAUAAGCAAAGCCCUGAAGGCCCAGAGGCGGGAUACAUUGAUGUCGGCGAGCCACUCCGCGAGUUCCACGACUUCACAGAGAGCCUCCCUGCUGAGUUCCGCGGCGAGGCUCUGUCCAAUAGUGUAUUGAUUCGAGACGUGCACAAUGCGUUUGCGAAAAGCCAACCAUUCGUGGACGAGACCCAGCGCCAAAUCGGCGAGCCAGAGGAUGUCUACCACUUCAUUGCUUACACACCCAUCGGCGGCACGCUGUACGAGAUGGACGGUCUGCAGCCUGCGCCCAUUAGCCACGGGCCUUGCACCCAGGAGCAGUUUCCCGCGAUAGUCAUGGACGUCCUGCAGCGAAGGAUCAACCGUUACGACACUGCUGAGAUUAGAUUCAAUCUCUUAGCCAUGGUGCGCGACCUGCGCAUUCGCGCCAAUGAGAUUGGUGACGCGGAGUUGCUCGAGCGUGAGGGGCAGAAGCGUUGGGAUUGGCAAUUCGAGAACGCUCUGCGGAGGACCAACUUGAUUGGCUUUGUGGGAGAGGUGCUGAAGGGAGUAGUGGCCGACAAGCUGAAGACGGGCGGCGAGGAUGCCUACCAAAAGUGGGUGGAUGCUGGGCAUUCGAAGAUGAAGCAGCGGAUAGACACCAAGAAGAAAAAGACAGGUAUGGCGGAGGAUGUAGAGAUGGGAGGUUGAACGGAAGGAAACAUCAUGAACGCCGAGGCCGAUGAUGGGCAGGUUUAGACAACUCGUCGGCGACCUAUAUUUAUACCCCUGAAGGACGCAUUCUCUCUUUCCGCUACU
Cryphonectria parasitica EP155 is the source of this 1287-nucleotide messenger RNA. RefSeq names its product ubiquitinyl hydrolase. The record is from RefSeq and is a predicted model, not a curated record. Gene Ontology annotation, molecular function: cysteine-type deubiquitinase activity. Gene Ontology annotation, biological process: protein deubiquitination; ubiquitin-dependent protein catabolic process. NCBI's taxonomy places the organism in Eukaryota, Fungi, Ascomycota, Sordariomycetes, Diaporthales, Cryphonectriaceae. The transcript is spliced from 3 exons. Gene Ontology annotation, cellular component: cytoplasm. The coding region runs from base 187 to 1179 and encodes 330 amino acids.